Lachancea thermotolerans CBS 6340 is the source of this 438-nucleotide messenger RNA. RefSeq lists its product as uncharacterized. The record is from RefSeq and is a predicted model, not a curated record. The coding region runs from base 1 to 438 and encodes 145 amino acids. The transcript has a single exon. Lineage: Eukaryota; Fungi; Ascomycota; Saccharomycetes; Saccharomycetales; Saccharomycetaceae.
AUGGAUCAGGCUAAAGAUGCCCUGAGCGCUUAUUAUAAGAGGCUGGAAGCGGCUGUGGGAGAGAGCAGCUUCAAGGAUGUCCAUCUCCCAUCAUUUUUACUGGGUUGCUUCGCAACUAUACUAUUAUUGGUGCUGGAGCCAGUUUUCAAAGCGCUUGUUGGAGGAAUCCUUGUAAGUGUGGUUACUGUGGUGAAAUACCUGGUCGUUGUUGGCGGGGUUGUUCUCUGUGGGUUGAUUCUGACAUCGAAAGGCACCGCUCAGGAAGCGUCGCAGCCCGAGCCGCUAGUAGAUCCGCGCGAUCACUUCAUCAAAAACGCGAGUCCCGAUGACCUCAACGUGGUAGGGUACAACGAAAUGAAGACGGGAAGAAGGAGGAGGAAGCCUAAGCCCGUAAAAAACACGUACGACACGUUUGUGCGCCAGGCGGGCGGCACGUAG